UGAGCGGGCGCAUUGAUUGAAAAGUGUUGUGUUAAAAAUCGUGAGUUACGAUGUGGAAACUUUUUAUGGUUAUUGCACUUAGUGCCUUCGCCUCAGCAAUAAAAGUACCCGUUGCCAAUUUAGAAAACACAGAUUUAACAUAUUUAGAAAACAACAAACCAAUAUAUGUACCUACAAUCCAGGAACCUUUGCACCAAAUUUUGAAAUCAGAGGACGUCGAAGCGCCAGCCACGUUUCUACUUCCGCCUACAGAUGAAGCCUUAAUGUAUUACAAACCACAAGAGUCCGACAGUAAUUGGUAUCCUAUCGCGCCAACCACACAAAUAACAAAAUCGCCUGAACGUGAAAACUUACGUACAGCGAAAUCACAGAGAGACGCAUUACCCGCCACAAUGCUUUUACCGCCAUUAGAAAAUGCGCUCAAUUUUUACUUUGCGGAUCCUUUGAAACCCGUUGCGAAAUUGAAACAACCGACGAUAUUGUACCCGAAGAAGUUUGUUGGGUACAAACCUGUCCCCAUUCCAAUUGCGCAAUUCGCUGAAAAUUUAACGGAAGUCCCGAGGGCUAAGCCUCUCAAGCCAUUGACACCUUAUCCGAGCAUUGACGGCAUUUAUAUCACACCAAUGGAUGAGAAGAAACAGUUCCUGUAUGCUCAGACAGAAGAGAAAAGAAAACUGAAGAAGGAACAGGAAGUGAGUCAGGACAUCGUUCCUGAAGAAAAUGCACAGUAUAAUGGAGAUAUCGUUACCCCUGCGGAACAGCAAGCGUCAGAAUCGAAUCAUGACUACCCAGAACAAGAGAGCUAUCCUGCAAAGCAGACUGUGAAGAGGCCUGUUUACGUACCGGCUAAUAAAGGAGAAAGAACGGAAUUCCGUAUGCACGGCAUGAACGGACCUCACAGUUACCAAUUUGGUUAUGAUACAGGAAAGGGGAAGAAUCGUCAAUUUCGCUAUGAAGAGCGCGACAAUGAUGGUCAUGUGAGAGGACACUAUGGCUACAUGGAUAAAGGUGGAAAACUCAGAGUCGUUAAAUACGACGCUGACCCGAAAUUAGGUUUCAGAGCAGACCCACCAGUUGUUCAAGAAUGAAAUUGUGACUUAUCACCUACGGUUUAGUACUGUCAAAGUUCACUCAAAGCUACUUAAGAUAUUUGCUCUAUACAGAGACAACAAUAAGAUAUUUCAGACUUUUACCCUACUUCGAUGUAUAUUUACUCUUAGGCUUGUGUCCACGGAAUGAAUAAUAUUGUAGACACCGCAAAUAUAAAGUAUUAUAUAUAAGUAUAGUAAACAAACAUUUAAGUUCUGUAUAAAAUGAUAGAAGUUUAUUUAUAUACUCCGUGGUUGUAUCGAAACCACUAUACCGACUUUCAUUGCUUGUGAAUUUAUAUAGGUCAUAGAUUAUAAGGUUGUUUGUGACUCACUAAUGCCCAAGUUGUGUCACGUAGUUGACCAACGUGAUUUAAUAUCGCAGGGUCUUUUCCAUUAGGGAUAAAUUAAUAUCAUCAUCAUUAUCUAAGCCAAUAUUAGAGUCUAGGAAAUUAGAACAAUAAUCAAAAGUAAAACUCAAAACGAUUUUAUACGGACUGAUGUACCGAUAGGUAGGGAAGUCAUUUAAACCAGGUUUUUAUCCUAUUUUGUGUUAUUAGUGUUAUUAUUGUUAUAAUUUUUAGUAAAUUGCGCCAAAGAGGUGUUAUUUUCCGUAGAAUAAGACACAUUUGUAUAUAUAAUAUUUAUUAGACUAUAAAUGUCAUCAACAUUGCCAUUAAACAUGU
Messenger RNA from Pieris brassicae (large cabbage white), 1774 nucleotides. RefSeq lists its product as uncharacterized. Lineage: Eukaryota; Metazoa; Arthropoda; Insecta; Lepidoptera; Pieridae. The record is from RefSeq and is a predicted model, not a curated record. Gene Ontology annotation, molecular function: structural constituent of chitin-based larval cuticle. The transcript is spliced from 5 exons. Bases 51 to 1088 code for a protein of 345 amino acids. Gene Ontology annotation, cellular component: chitin-based extracellular matrix.